Molecule: messenger RNA, 2289 nt
Organism: Trichomonas vaginalis G3
Lineage: Eukaryota; Parabasalia; Trichomonadida; Trichomonadidae
Product: WD40 repeat-like family
Exons: 1
Coding region: 1-2289 (762 amino acids)
Molecular function (GO): protein binding
Source: RefSeq, a predicted model, not a curated record
AUGAUUUUUUUAGAAGAUUUCUCACAUAUUUUGAAGCAUAUCAAUGAUGAAGUUACUGUUGACAUACUCUACAAUAAUCACAUUAAUGCAUAUCUAUUACUUUCACCCCAAUCUGCUUCGAUUCUAAAAUUUAAUGAUUCAGAACCAGAAAUCAAAUCGACAUUUAACUUUACCACUCAACAAUUGCAAAAUGAUAUCUUGUGCGCAGCAACAUUUAUUGGGAAAUUAUCCUUUGCGUGCUUAAGUUCAAUGGGAAAAAUAUUUUAUUUUGAAAUUGGUAAACAAUAUAGUGUUAAUUAUGUCAAGCAAAUAAUGAUCAAAGAAAAUGUACACUUUACAUCCAUCUCAUCCUACAAUGGAUUCAUUGCUGCAGGGGAUAACCAAGGAAACUUUCGACUGAUAUCAACAGAAUCUGUAAAUUCUGAUAAUUUUUGCAUAUCCAUUAGUUUUAAAGUCUGUGAAUGGCCAAUUAAACACCUUUCUCUUAGUUCAAGAAAAGGAAUUAUUUUAUGUGCAGAUGGAUCUACAAAAUUAUUCAGCAUUGAUCGAACCAUACUAUCGAAUAGCAAAUAUGAACUGAAAUCAGCCAUAAUUCAUACUUCUGGAGUUUCAUUGGUUGCUGCUUCUCCAAAAUCUCCAUAUAUCGCACAAUAUCUUCCUUCUGGAGUACUACAUAUUACAAAUUUCAAAAAUUUUGACCAAAAAAUCAAUGGUUGUCCUCAGAUUUUUAGUUUUGCGUUCAGCAGUGAUGGACAAACGAUAAUUGGUGCAACUCAUGAAGGUUUCAUUGCAUGGUCAUCACGUUGUCAACGAUUAAGAUAUCUCACAAGUCGAGAUAUUGCAAAUUCCAGGUGUAUUUGCGCUUCUCCGUCAUAUUUACUUGCGUCAAUUAAUUCAGGAAUCGCUGUUAUUCCUCUUUUGAUAUCUCCCAUGAAUAGAAGUCCUCUCCUCUUUACAGGAGACAAAAUAAUUGAAGCAAGAUCUUCAACAAAUGGAUGUAUUGCAUUAUCACAUCAUCCAAAAGAUGUUGGAACAAUCAUUAAUUGUGCUUCCGGUGAAGAUGGUCGCUUAAUUGCAGUUGUUGGCCAAAAUGGAUUUUCAUUAUUUGCCAAAGCAACUGCUAAUUGGCAUACACCUAUUAUCAAAGGAAGGUACCAACUAAAAGAUGUUGAUUUCAUGGAUAAAGUUCUUUGUAUUACAGCUUUAUCACUAAAUGAAGUCAAAUAUGUCCUUUUACUUGCGAAAUCAACAGUUACUCGCAAUCUAGAGAUCAUCAAAACGUUCCCUCUUGAUGGAUGUCCAGUUUCCAUCAGAGCUUCCUCAGAAUCAGUUUGUGUUGCUUACGGAAAGACUGUAAUCAUGGUAGAUGCGCUAUUUAAUCAGACAAAAAUAGUAUUAAAAGAAGAUAUAAUAUGCGCAGAACCUGUCUCUCCAACAACUUGUGUAGUUUUAACCAAAGAUUUUAAUUUACUUUAUUAUGCAAACGAAAAGGAAACAAAACUCCUCUCAAACAUAAUGUCCUUCUUCAUUGACUCGAAGAAUAAGAUAAUCUUCGCUCACAACGAAUUCAAAAUGCUUGCAGCGAAAAUUCCUGAAUUUGAUUUCGUAACAAUCAAAGAAAGUGAAGAUAUACCUAUCGGAAUCAUUCCUGACCUGUUCGCGCUAGUAACUAUUGAACCAGGUUCCACUUUACCACUUCAUCCAGUUCUGACUUACUUCUUCAACAAAAAAUUGAUCGAGGAAGAAAAAAGUGUCAAAAUUAUUUCGAUGUCACCUUUUUCACAAACCAUCUUAAUGCAAAUUGCUGCAAAUGCGAGUAGAGGAGGUAACAUAGGAGAAGUAAUUCCUUUUCUUAAGAAAUUCCCUCAAAAUUGGCCAAUUAUCAUAACAGCCCUUUUAAGAACGCUGGAGCCACCAGACAGGGAAGAAGCGUUCAAGAUAAUUGGUCGUCCAACAGAUUUGUUCUGUGAAUUUACCCAAUGUAAGAUUGAAGAAAAUAAUAAUCAAGAUGCAAAUAUUUCUGAGCGAAUUCCCCAUUUCAUAUGUGAAGAAAAGCCGAAUGAAGAAUGUUUGCAUAGAGGAUCUUUGGUUUUAGAAUUGAUUUUUGCAGGAGAUGGCGUUCCUCCUGCUCUUUCUGCAGCAUUGUUCUUGUUGGAGAAUUCUACUGAUGUUUCUGAUGAUUUCCUUAGAGCUGUAAAUGUUUUUGUUGCUGCUGCAAAGGAAAUUCCAGAGAAACCUCAAGGCUUGACCGAUUUAAUCGAGAAAGCUGAAAAGUUAUUGAAUAAAUGA